Zingiber officinale is the source of this 1353-nucleotide messenger RNA. RefSeq lists its product as uncharacterized. Gene Ontology annotation, biological process: DNA integration. The transcript has 3 exons. The record is from RefSeq and is a predicted model, not a curated record. Lineage: Eukaryota; Viridiplantae; Streptophyta; Magnoliopsida; Zingiberales; Zingiberaceae. Gene Ontology annotation, molecular function: nucleic acid binding; RNA-DNA hybrid ribonuclease activity. Bases 1 to 1353 code for a protein of 450 amino acids.
AUGGGAAGAGCACUGACUAACAUUGAAGUUGCAGGUCGGCUUAUUAAAUGGGCCACAGAAUUGAGAGAAUAUGACAUACAGUACCAGCCGCGCACUGCUAUUAAAGCACAAACCCUGGCAAAUUUCUUAACAGAGAUACAUCAAAUCAGCCCUGAAGAAACAUGGAAGAUCUAUGUGGAUGGAUCUGCUAAUCAUCAUAGAAGUGGGGUCGGGGUCUUAGUAAUAUCUCCUCAAGGAGAUAUACUCCAGGUGGCAGUACGAUUGAAUUUCCGAGCCACGAAUAAUGAAGCAGAGUAUGAGGCUUUAUUGGCUGGACUGCAAGCAGCUCGGCAUGUCGGGGCAGUUCGGGUAAUCAUCUAUUCAGAUUCCCAGUUGGUGACUCAGCAGGUUACAGGCAACUUUAUUAUAAAUGGUGAUAAAUUGCAAAUGUAUCAAGAAGCUUAUGAGAAGAUGAAGGCAGAAUUUGCAGAGGUCACUGUGACAAAGAUACCCAGGGCAGAGAAUCAGCGGGCAGAUGAAUUAGCAAAGAUGGCCAAAGCAACUAUGGAUUGGCGGGCACCUGUGAUCAGUUAUCUCCGGCAAGGUAUCUUACCUUCAAAUCCCGAAGAAUCUCGAUUGGUAAGGAGACAGGCUCAUGCUUAUGUCAUGAUUGGGGACCAGCUCUACAAGAGGUCUUUCUCUCAACCCUUACUUAAAUGUUUGAGUAGGGAGGAAGCUGACCAGGCCUUGCGAGAGAUACAUCUAGGAUGCUGUGACAAUCAUGUGGGCGGUCGAACAUUAUCUCGCAAGGUGCUCUUGGCCGGGUAUUUUUGGCCUACUUUACAGAGGGAUGCUCACAAACUGGGCAUGGAUAUCGUGGGACCAUUUCCAAUGGCACCAGGUCAGAGGCCCUUCUUGUUGGUGGCCGUGGAUUACUUUUCUAAGUGGGUAGAAGCAGAAUCCCUGGCCCAGAUUACGGAAGAUGCUGUCAUCCAGUUCUUGUGGAAGAACAUCCUUUGCAUAUUUGGUAUUCCUCACAAGCUGGUGUCCGACAAUGGAAGACAAUUUCAAGGACAAAGAAUACAGGCUUGGUGCAAGGAAUUUGACAUAACGCAAGAAUUCACUUCAGUCGCUUAUCCUCAAAACAAUGGUCAGACCGAGGUAAUUAAUAGAGAAAUAGUUAGGGGUCUGAAGGUCAAGCUAGAUCAUGUCGGAGGCAAUUGGGUGAAAGAGCUGCCAAGCAUUCUGUGGACCUAUCGUACAACACCCCGAGAAAGCACAGGUCUGACACCGUUUCACUUGGUUUAUGGCAAUGAGGCAGUGGUACCCAUAGAAAUUGGGGUGCCGUCGGUCAGAAGGAUAUUAUAUGAUUAA